AGAAGUGCUGAUGUUUCAUAGGUUACAAAUCAGGGUUGAUGUGAAUUCAAACCUAAUUUAGAUGCUUCAUGUUGGAAUAUGUGUCACAGCCUUUGUUUGGUCAAUGCUCAUGUGAAUGUCAAUGAACUGAUAGGUGUGUGAAAUUUUAUUGCAGGUGGUCAGUGAUAAUGGAGACAAACUUUCCUAUUUGUUAAUAUAAAGAUUAAAUGAAUUUAGUAAAUUUGAGGAAUUUUGUUAUCCGUGUUUGUAGUUUCCUUGUUUCAGGAAUGUUUCUAUAAACAGUGCACAUUGGUUAAGGCAGGCUGAAGGUUAAAUCAACAACGGGCCAAUAUUAUAACAGUUAAAUGCCUAAAACUCAGUUGUUUAUUUUUCAUUUAUUGUGUUCUGGUUUACCUUUCAUUAUUUUGUGUUCUGGAAGAUAAAGAUUUCUGUUCCUUUAUAAAAGCACCAUUUUAGAAAUGCUAGAAUUUGAGAUUUGCGUUACAAAGAAUACACCAGAAUAUUUUUUACAAGCCACCCACUAUUUGGUCUUGCUGCUACACCUUGGCUUUUCAUCUGUACACGGGCAUGGGUUAUUUUUUCUUCAACUUUUCAGGGCCCCUUCUAACAUAAUUUACUCUUACAUCUGGUUUGGUUUGCAUUUACAGGAUAAACUUGCAGUUAUACCAUAAUGUUUGAAGGACUCAAGAUAAUUGGAAAGAAAGACUUGGCUCCAAGACUUCACUGUUAAGAACUUUGUUUCUGUAUAUGAUGAUGAUGAUGAUGAUGAUCGAUGAUCAAAUUGGAACAAAUUGGAAUAAAGUAUAAUAAUCGGAGAGUUCUAUUAAAGACCCAGACCCCGAGUGGUACCUUGGUGCUGAGGAUACAAUUACUCCUCUAUUUUAUAUGCCACAGGGGUAAUUGUAGAAGAAGAGGGUUGAUGACAGAAGAUGAAAAGAAACUGUUUGAAGACCUUCCUUCUCCCCACAGCAAGUACUGGGUGCCAUGCCACUGGGCCUGCACCCUUACAUCCAUAGCAAGGAAUGAGGGAAGGAUCAAGGAUGACAUCAGUCUUAAGACCUUAUUACAGGAAAUUAACAACUUCAGAGCUGGUCUUGGCAGCAUGUACACGUUUGACUGGAUCAGCAUUCCUUUAGUUUAUACACAGGUGACAACUUUGGCUAUAUACACUUACUUUCUGGCCACACUCCUAACUAGCCAGUUUCUGGACCCUUCCCAGGGUUACCCAGGCCACGAUGUUGACCUCUACGUUCCAGCAUUCAGUGUGCUGCAAUUCUUCUUUUAUAUGGGCUGGAUAAAGGUUGCAGAACAGUUGACCAAUCCAUUUGGAGAAGGUGAUGAUGACUUUGAAGUAAACUGGAUGAUUGACAGAAAUUUACAGGUCUCUCUGUUGGCUGUGGAUGAAAUGUACAUGGUUCUUCCAAAGCUGGAAAUUGAUAUGUAUUGGGAUGAGCUUGAGCCUAUCAUUCCAUACACCAAGUCUUCUGUGAAAACCAGAAUUGACCCAUGGCUGGGCUCAACUGCUGAUAUGAGUUUUUCUGACUGUGACAUGAAGGUUGUGAUGCCAAUGGAAACCAUUCCUGAAAAUGAGAACUACAGUAUGCCAUCCCCACAUCAACACAGGUACAUACAUUCUAACAUAGAAUUGGGGACAUCCAUAAAUUCAGGAAAUUUAUCAAGUCACAAACCACGUCGCAUUUCUGAAUUGGUUGAAGGGCAUGUGCAGCGCCCCUUGAGUCUCAAUUCCUUGAGCCAUAGUAGCCCUGGAACCCCAGUUUCAGAGAGACGAACCAGUCACUCACCAAGAAAAGGACAUUUGAGUAGUAGUACUAGGAGUCCUGUUCCAAUUCGAAGACCCAGAGGAGAGCGUACCAGUAAGCAAGAAUCUGUUGCUUCUUCAUAUGUAGAAAGAUGGCUUAAUGGUCAGAGGAGUAGGAUGAAUUGCAGUAUGUCCCCAUCUGGUAAUUUUACAGACAUCACACCACCUCAGAGCACUGUCAACAGCCCAACUGCAGUUGACGCACCAAAGUAUACCUCUAUAUCAUCCAAUGAUGCCACCAGAGUAGUCCAUGGGUUCACAGUUACAAUGUGUGAUGAACAAGAUGAGGGAAGGUCCAGUUCAGCAAAUGAGCCAAAUGUUACAAAUUGGGGAGAUACCUCUGGGCAACCAACCAACAAUGCAGAGGGCCCUUCUCCUUCUCUUGCCCCUAUUGCUGAGUCUGUAACUGUUCCCAUGCAUGUUGGGACAGACUAUGGCUAUACCCCUUACACAAACCAGAGCACUGUAACCAGCCUUACUCCAUUACUGGAAACUGGUGAAUCUCAGGAAUCAGCAAAUAAAGAUGAGGAACCAGUUGUGUAGGACUUCAAUGGAUAAAUUUAUGGAUCUGGGAAAGUAAGCAAGCCAUAUGUAGGUUGUUUAUUUCAGGAGUAAGU
Messenger RNA from Lingula anatina, 2436 nucleotides. Its product is annotated as bestrophin-4. NCBI's taxonomy places the organism in Eukaryota, Metazoa, Brachiopoda, Lingulata, Lingulida, Lingulidae. The record is from RefSeq and is a predicted model, not a curated record. Gene Ontology annotation, molecular function: chloride channel activity.